Arabis nemorensis is the source of this 432-nucleotide messenger RNA. NCBI's taxonomy places the organism in Eukaryota, Viridiplantae, Streptophyta, Magnoliopsida, Brassicales, Brassicaceae. The record is from the annotation of a GenBank genome assembly.
AUGUACACCUCACUGGAAACGACUGCUCCGGCGACGUUGGAGAAACGAGACAUGUCAAUGACUGGGGACAAACUGAUACUCAAAGGAUUAAAAUUUUACGGUCACCAUGGAGCGAUUUCCGAAGAGAAGACAUUGGGGCAGAUGUUUCUUCUUGACAUCGAUGCGUGGAUGAGUCUCAAAAAGGCUGGUGAAUCAGACAACUUAGCAGAUACAAUUAGCUAUGUCGACAUUUUCAGCCUAGCUAAAGAAAUUGUUGAAGGGUCACCAAGAAACCUUCUCGAGGCAGUCGCGGAACUCAUCGCGUCUAAAACGCUUGAAAAGUUUCCUCAGAUAACCGCUGUUCGAGUGAAGCUUUCGAAGCCAAAUGUUGCACUUAUCAAGAGCACUAUCGAUUACUUAGGGGUCGAGAUUUUCAGACAGCGGAAGCAUUAA